AUGAAUGAAGCAGAAUUUGCAGAAGCUCAAAAGAAACAUGAGAUGUGCAAAUUUAGAGAUAACUACACUGUAAAUGUUCAUUCUCGAGCUGUGGUGGAGGUUUCCUGGCUUUUGAGUGACAGUCAUGCAUCAGAAAAGGAUGUCAGAAAUCAGAAGACAUUUUCAAUAAUUCCCCCCAUCAUGCUGAAAAUAAAAAUACAAGCCUCUUCCAGGCUUACCUGUGUUAUUUUCAUCUCCACGUGGGAGCAGAGUCAACUGGAUCCAACGGUGACGCCCCCGCACCUGGAGGCUGGCUGCGGUGUGCGGCAGGGUUGGAGCAUCGGGGUCUCACUGGGGAGCACGGGAAGAACGGGGGAGCGUCUCACAGAGGAGGAAGUGCUUUCACUGCGCAAGGGAAUGGCUCCUGUGCUCCUGACAACCAGGCCUGGAAGGGAAUCAGUGACAUUCCAGGAUGUGGCUGUGGAAUUCACGCAGGAGGAGUGGGCACAUUUGAACCUGUCUCAGAAAAAGUUGUACAGGGAUGUGAUGAUGGAGAACUAUAGCAACCUGGUCUCUUUGGGAUUUGCAGUUUGCAAACCAGAUGUGAUCUCCCUAAUGGAAAGAAAGGAAGCCUUCUGGAUGCCAGAGACAGAUAUCCCAAGAAGCAGCUGCCCAGAGAGCAAAGAAUUCAGUGGAAAAAAACCUUACAAAUAUAACGAAUGUGGGAAGGCUUUCAGAUUGGGCACACAGCUUGCGCGGCAUCAAAGAAUUUAUACUGCACAGAUUGCUUAUACAUGUAAGGAAUGUGGGAAGGGCUUUCGCUACAUGUCACAGUUUAUUGAACAUCAAAGAAUUCAUACUGGAGAAAAACCUUAUGAAUGUAGUGAAUGUAGAAAGGCCUUCAGACAGAGGAUACAACUUACUCAGCAUCAGAGAAUUCAUACUGGAGAGAAGCCUUAUAAAUGUAAUGACUGUGGAAAAGCCUUCCGCCUUACCAUGCAACUUACUCAACAUAAAAGAAUUCAUACUGGAGAGAAACCUUAUGAAUGUAGUGAAUGUAGAAAAGCCUACAGACAGAGGAUACAACUUACUCUUCAUCAGAGAAUUCAUACUGGAGAGAAGCCUUAUAAAUGUGAUGUAUGUGGAAAGGCCUUCAGAGUGAAGAAACGCUUUAUUGAGCAUCAGGGAAUACAUACUGGAGAGAAGCCUUAUAAAUGUAAUCAUUGCGGUGAGGCCUUCAGAUUGGGGGAACUGCUUACACAGCAUCACAAAAGUCAUUAUGGAGAAAAACCAUUUGUAUGUAAUGAGUGUGGGAAAGGCUUCUUUUGGAAUUCAGGUUUUAUGGAACAUCAGAGGAUCCAUACUGGAGAGAAACCUUAUGAAUGUAACAAAUGUGGCAAGGCCUUUAGACUGAAGGCACAACUUACUCAGCAUCAGAGAAUUCAUACUGGAGAGAAACCUCAUAAAUGUAAUGAAUGUGGAAAGGCCUUCCGCCUUACCGUACAACUUAUUCAACAUAAAAGAAUUCAUACUGGAGAGAAACCUUAUGAAUGUAAUGAAUGUGGGAAGGCCUUUAGACGGAAAACACAACUUACCAUGCAUCAGAAAAUUCAUACUGGAGAGAAGCCUUAUGAAUGUAAUGAAUGUGGGAUGGCCUUCAGAUUGCGGAGACAAUUUAUUCAACACCAAGCAGUACAUACUAGAGAGAAGCCUUAUGAAUCUAGUCAUUGUGGGGAGGCAUUCAGACCAAGUGAACAGCUUACUCAGCAUCAGAAAAUUCAUCAUGGAGAAAAAUCAUUUGUAUGUAAUGAAUGUGGGAAGGCCUUUAGUGUGGAGAAACAGUUUAUGCGACAUCAGGGAAUACAUACUGGGGAGAAACCUUAUGAAUGUAAGCAUUGUGGGAAAGCUUUCAGACUGAGGCAUCAGCUUACUUACCAUCAGAGAAUUCAUACUGGAGAAAAACCAUUUGUUUGUAAGGAAUGUGAGAAAUGCUUCUUUUGGAAUUCAGAUUUCAUGCGACAUCAGAGGAUUCAUACUGGAGAGAAACCUUAUAAAUGUAAUGAAUGUGGAAAAGCCUUCCGCCUUACCAUACAACUUAUUCAACAUAAAAGAAUUCAUACUGGAGAGAAACCUUAUGAAUGUAAUGAAUGUGGGAAGGCCUUUAGACGGAGGACCAAACUUACUGUGCAUCAGAAAAUUCAUACUGGAGAGAAGCCGUAUGAAUCUAAUCAUUGUGGGGAGGCAUUCAGACCAAGUGAACAGCUUACUCAGCGUCAGAAAAUUCAUCAUGGUGAAAAACCAUUUGUAUGUAAUGAAUGUGGGAAAGCCUUUAGUCUGAAGAAACAAUAUAUGCGACAUCAGGGAAUACAUACUGGGGAGAAGCCUUAUGAAUGUAAUCAUUGUGGCAAAGCUUUCAGACUGAGGCAUCAGCUUACUCAACAUCAGAGAAUUCAUACUGGAGAAAAAACAUUUGUUUGUAAGGAAUGUGGGAAAGGCUUCUUUCGGAAUUCAGAUUUGAUGAGACAUCAGAGAAUCCAUACUGGAGAGAAACCUUAUAAAUGUAAUGAAUGUGGAAAGGCCUUCAACCGGGAGGCAGAGAUUCCUCACCAUCAGAGUUUUCAUACUGGAGAGAAACCUUAUGAAUGUAACAAAUGUGGCAAGGCCUUUAGAGUGAAGAUACAACUUAUUCAGCAUCAGAGAAUUCAUACUGGAGAGAAGCCUUAUAAAUGUGAUGAAUGUGGGAAAGCCUUCAGAGUAGGGACACAGUUUAUUCAGCAUCAGUGAGUACAUAUUUGAGAGAAGCCUUAUGAAUGUAAUGAAUGUGAAAAUGCUUUCAGACUGAGGGAACAACUAAUUCUACAUAAGAAAAGUCAUCCUGGAGAAAAACCAUUUGUAUGUAAUGAAUGUGAGAUGGGCUUCUUUUGGAAUUCAGAUUUCAUGUGACAUCAGAGUAUUAAUACUGGAGAGAAACCAUAUGAAUAAUGAAUGUGGCAAGGCCUUUAGACUGAAGAUACAAGUUACAUGAACUGAUGCAAAGUGAAAUGAACAGAAGUAGAUGCAUUGACAAAAACCAAAGGGUUCAGUCCCCUUUAGGAGGUAGAUAUUACAAGGGUUAGGAGGUGGAUAUUACAAAUAGUGUAUGCAAUGGGAAAAAGAAAACAGGAAAAUGUCCAUUUAAGUCUUUGAAAGUCUUAUCUUAGAUGGUUCUUGGGAUGUUAUCUGUGUAUAACUCUGGAUUCUGGCUCUGGGUAUGGUCUCAGGUGUGGUUUUAAAAUCUCUCAGGUGUGGAUGGAAUUUGGAAUCAGGUAUUUGCAGAACACUGGUAAUUGCCUGGUUCUUCAUGCUGCUGGAAGAUUUCCUACAAAGUCAAUCUUAAUAUAACUUUAAAUAGCUUUGCCAAUAACCAAAUCAAACCACAAGAGUUCUCAAAAACAUAUGUCUAAAGAAAUUCAGAAUCUUUUAUAUAUUGUCCAGUUGUUACAUAUGAAACAGAUAUAAUCAAAACAAAAAUUGAAACAUUUUCUAAAACUUAAUAUUACAUACCCCCCUCUGGAGAAUAAAUUGAGAAGGUGUAAUAUAAAAGUUGUCAGAUUAAUUUCACUUAACAAAAGUGAUGUCUCCUUAAGUUACUUGCAAAAGAC
This is a messenger RNA of Dromiciops gliroides (monito del monte), 3620 nucleotides long. Its product is annotated as zinc finger protein 420-like. The coding region runs from base 1 to 2763 and encodes 920 amino acids. Gene Ontology annotation, biological process: regulation of transcription by RNA polymerase II. Lineage: Eukaryota; Metazoa; Chordata; Mammalia; Microbiotheria; Microbiotheriidae. The transcript is spliced from 7 exons. Gene Ontology annotation, molecular function: RNA polymerase II cis-regulatory region sequence-specific DNA binding; DNA-binding transcription factor activity. The record is from RefSeq and is a predicted model, not a curated record.